CCGUUACUUUUUCGCCGUAGAUUUCAUUUUUUAAGAGCUAAGAAAUGAUGCUGUAGAAUAUUCAAAAUUUUCUAUUUGGUAGUUUACUUAUAGAUCUUUUGAUUAGGUUUUGGUUAGUUGUAGAAAAGCUUUGCUUUAACUUUAGGAGCAGAUUUUUAGGUGCUUGAAAUUAGGGUUUUGGCCAAGAAGUCUUUAAAUUUUAUUUAAUUUUUGUAAUUUGAAAUUAACUUGCGGUUAAAUGUUUAUGUAUAAAAUUAAUCUUGUUUCUAGCACGUGAAUUUGUUCCCUAAAAUGAGGGAAAUAUCCGGGAGCAAUACUUAGUUGAUUGAAGUUAAUGGUUAGAUUUUGGUGGAUUAUUUUGAUACGAUGCUCUGUUUUUUUUACAUGGUGAAAGCAGCUUAGGGAGUAUGGAGUUGGUUACCGAAGAUUCAAAGUGAGAUAUAUAUUUGUCAUGGGAAGUGUCUACAUGAGAGUUGAUAGCGAUAGUGACAGAGGGUUAGAAGAACUAAAUCAUCGGCUAUAUGAUGGUAACAAGAGAAUGACAAAUGGACUUGUGGCUGAGGAACAUGUGAUGCUGGAAGGGGAUGAUCUGAAAGUUAGCAAAGUUAACAAGAUUGCACAAAAUGUAAAAGAUGAUCAUGUUGGGGCUGUUCAGGCCCCUGCUGUGCUGCAAAUCUCACAGCAACAACCUCAAAAUGCAAUGUGUUGUUGGGAGAGGUUUCUACAUGUAAGAACAGUUAAGGUUCUGCUUGUAGAAAAUGAUGAUUCUACUCGUCAUGUUGUCACUGCACUUCUGCGCAAUUGCUGUUAUGAAGUUAUUGAAGCUGCAAAUAAUUUGCAAGCAUGGAAGAUGCUAGAAGAUUUGACCAUUCAUAUUGAUCUUGUAUUGGCUGAGGUGGGUAUGCCAUCCUUAUCUGGCAUGGUUCUUUUGAACAAGAUUAUGAGCCACAAAUCACGUAAAAACAUUCCUGUGAUCAAUCUGCAUGCAGUGAUGUCAUCUCAGGAUUCAAUGGGUCUAGUCUUUAAGUGUUUGUCAAAAGGUGCGGUUGACUUUUUAGUGAAACCUAUUCGAAAGAAUGAGCUUAAAAACCUUUGGCAGCAUGUUUGGAGGAGAUGCCAUAGUUCUAGUGGUAGUGGAAGUGAGAGUGGAACACAAACUCAAAAAUCUGUGAAAUCAAAAAGUGUUGAGAAGUCUGACAACAACACUGGCAGCAAUGAUGAGGACAAUAAUGGGAGCAUCGGUCUAAAUGUUGGGGAUGGUAGUGAUGAUGGGAGUGGCACUCAGAGUUCUUGGACAAAACAAGCAGUUGAAGUUGACAGCCCCUGUCCAGUCUCACCCUGGGAUCAAUUUGUUGAGUGCCCUGAUAGUACGUGUGCCCAAGUUAUUCAUUCAAAUGCAGAAGUAUCUGGGAACAAAUGGGUGCCAGUUACUGCAGCAAGGGGGUGCCAAGAAGGAGAUGAACAGCUUGACAAUGUUGCAAUGGGUAAAGACCUGGAUAUAGGAAUGCCUAGAAAUGUAGAUUUACAACUAGAGCGCUGGGUUGAGGUCCCAAUCAAAACAGUUGGAACGAAACAAACUAACCUGCUUGAGAUGAGCUCCAGUAAAUUAAAUGCACUGAUUGAUAAAACGCAGCUGGACCUCAAUAGUGAAGGCCAAUCCAGCAAACUAAAGUCUGUAGCUGCUAAGCAAAUGGGCAUCACCUUUAAGACUACUGAUCUUAACAAGGAAACUGCAGAGUAUGAGGCUUCAAACAGGCUUUCCAAGAUAUCAGAUAGCAAUAAUGAUAAAACCAUCAACGAUCCUAAAGAACUACCAUCUACUCAACUUGGGUUGAAGAGAUUUCUAGGAGUUAAAGAUGAUGGGACUGUAGUUAGGGAUGAGCGGAAUGUUUUGAGACGUUCAGACUCUUCAGCCUUCUCAAGGUAUAAUACCGCGUCAACUGCAAAUAAGGUUCCCACUGUCAACAUUGGAAGCUCGUCUGCACUUGAUAAUAAUUUAGAACUGACAAGAAAAGGAUCAUUAUGUGAUACUCAAUCUCAUUUGGUUAAUGACCUUCCCAAUCAAUGCUCAAAUGUUGGCAGCAAUAACAUUGAUAUGGGCUCCACAACUAAUAAUGCUUUUGCCAAGGCAUCAGUUUUGAAGAAUAAGUCAGCUGCAUCAUCCACUGUCAGAUCUUCACACCCACCCUCUACUUUCCAGCCUAUGAAAAAUGAUCGUUUAAGUGCUACUCAGAAAGUUGUAUUAGACAAGUCUGAUGAUGUAAUUACUACAGCAGGACUGGCUCAACCUAGAGUUACUCACCAAGAACUCCAAAUGCUACAGCCUCCAAACCGUUAUGAUCAACAUUACCAUCUUGCUAAGGGUAUGCAACAGCAGCAGCAGCAGCAGCCACCUGAACAUGAUGAUUUAUCUUUGAAAAAUAUGGCUGCAGAUGCUCCUCGUUGUGGGUCGUCCAAUGUGUUGGGUGGGCCUCUUGAAGGAAAUGCUGGCAACUACAGUCUCAAUGGAAGUGCCUCAGGUAGUAACCAUGGAAGCAAUGGACCAAAUGGACCAAAUGGAAGUAGCACUGGAGUCAAUACUGUAGGGAAAAACAUAGAGAGUGACAAUGGAAUAGCUGGGAAAAGUGGAAGUGGUGAUGCAAGUGGGAGUGGGAGUGGAAGUGGAAGCAAGGCAGACCAGAGCAAGUUUGCUCAUAGGGAAGCCGCAUUGACCAAAUUUCGUCAGAAGAGGAAGGAAAGAUGCUUCCGGAAAAAGGUUCGGUACCAAAGCAGGAAACAACUAGCAGAGCAACGACCUCGCAUAAGAGGUCAAUUCGUGCGACAAACAGUGAACAACAACGACCCAGCAUCUGAAGGCAAUUCAUGCGACAAAUGAACAAGAACAUAAACAGAAGAAGAGAUAUCAAAUUAAAUCCUCUUGCUGAUACUGCAACAAGAUUUGGUUACACUCAUAAUGAGAAGACCUUCGUGUGGAUUAUUUUAGAAUGUUGACUUGAACAGUAUUUUAUUGCUGUAGACCUUUCUUUUUAAUUUGAAUGUUGUGGAUUUAACUUGUGCAUUAGGGGAACUCGAGAAGAUGGAAGACUUCUAUAAUAAGACCCUUUCGGUAUUUUGUGCUGGAUUCAUGAACUUCAUUGAACAAUAGAGUGUGCUUUGCGAACA
Messenger RNA from Durio zibethinus, 3162 nucleotides. The record is from RefSeq and is a predicted model, not a curated record. Lineage: Eukaryota; Viridiplantae; Streptophyta; Magnoliopsida; Malvales; Malvaceae.